AACUUUUUUCAGGGGAUAGAAUGAAACUGUUGACUCCUGGCUGUUGCAACGGUUUCUUGGAAUCUCUGUCCUACAGUCCUCUUAGAAUUGUGGUUUAUGAAUCAUUUAUAAAAAACAUUAAAAAUCAUUUUGUAAAAUUGUUAGCGUAUUGUUAUAAACAGCCCAUUUAUGAUAAGUGGGCUGUUUAUUUAAAAUUAUGUGAUAAGUUUUUAUACGUGCAUUCAGAUAAGUAUUCAUAAUAUCUAUAUUUACAGAAGUUUGUACAACUUUGAACUGUGCUAUUGUACCUGCAGUCUUGCACAAGUAGUACGGUGUGAAGUCUCAUACUAGCGAAGUCUUUUGUACCAGUGGUAAAUUAUUAAAUAUUAAUCUAUUAUUAGUAGUACCAUAUACUUAUUAAUACUGCUUCGUUUUAAGUGAAAAAAGCGUUCAGUUCAGGUCUAAGUACACAACUACACAUGUUCAAGAGGAUCAGUUCAAGCUUCUAAUAGAAGCUUUGAGCAACUGCUCCACUUAACCAUAGCCAUACACUUAACCAUACUAUAUGGUUAAGUGCGAGCGUAUGGUAAGUGUGAAUACCAUACAAACGUGUCGUAUGGUGAUGGACUUUCAAAGGCUCCCCUUAACACCUGCCCAAUUUAACUCCCCCAGAUAUACACUUUUUGAAUAGAGAAAACAAUUUUGAAUGUAAAUGUAAUUUUUUGGAAGAGAUCGUUUCACGCAGUGCGAGAAAACAAAUUAAAUCUGAAGGGACCCAGAGUCAGCUAUGCGCCUUCGCUGAGUACUUUGUACACUGCUACCUCGAUGGCGGUCGUCCAACUACACGAUAAGGGAUGGUUAAGUGCAAAGGGUAUUAUGGCCACCUCCACGCCUUUCGCGCCCAGUCAGCGUUACAAACCGCACGCUGACCUUUUACGGCACGAAACAUUGUCCCCGCAUCCGGUGAAAAACCGGAUAGCCGAGAAAAUCAGUGAGAAACAACUACAUAGCCCGAAAAUCGCCAAAGUGAUGGAAGAAAACAACAGUCUGGUUGCUGGAUUGACCGCGGAGCUGGAAGCGCGUACGGAUCGAAUGAAUGCGUACUCAAACGCUAAUAGAACGCUGAAUCAAGAAUUACAGCAGUGCGAGCUGGAGUUAGAAAACUGUCGACAGGAACUGAAUGAGGCCAAAUCCUUAUUAAAAGCUAACCGAGAAGCUUUGGAUGCGCUCAAAACCGAAAAACAUGAGCUGCUCAAAGAAAAUUUCCGUAAAGAAGAGACCAUCAAACAGCUCAACGAGCAGGUUCUUGAUAUGACAUCCUGGCGUACGGUAGAGCAGCUGAAGAAGAAACAGGAGGAAGUUGUUCUACAGCUAAAAGAACUGCAUGAUAAGGAGAUGUCCAAACUGCACGAGGGAAUGUCCGAGAAGAACGACCAGUUACAGCGCGCACUGGAUUCCGCUAAGAAUGAAGCGGAACUUUUGCAUAUUAAACUCAAAGAGUCAGAAUCACGGCGGGAAGCGAUGAAGGAGCAGGUUGUUGCAAUGGAGAGCGAACGGAAAACCGAACUAGAGACAAAAUCUUUACUUAAAGCUAACCGCGCUGAUUUUGACGCUCUCGUUACGGAGAAACUAGACUUACUAAAAGAAAACUUCCGCAAAGAAGAAAUCAUCAAGCAGCUGAACGAACAACUCCGUGAUAUGACAUCUUUAAGCACAGUGGAACAGUUAAAGAGGAAACACGACGAAAUCGUGUCCCAAAUGAGAGAGCAGCAUGCUAAGGAAAUGUCGAAAGUGCAUGAAACAAUGUCGGAGAAGAACAGCCAUUUAGAACGCGCGCUGGAAAAAAACAAUCAGUUAGAACGCGCAUUGGACAAGACCACCCAAUUAGAACGUGCACUGGACUCGGCUAGGAAUGAAGCAGAACUUCUGCAUACGAAAUUAAAGGAGUCAGAGUCACGACGGGAAGCAUUGAAAGAGCAGGUUGUUCAGUUGGAAAGUGAACGAAAAAACGAAUCGGAGAUAAAGGCAAUGAAAACUAGCCGACCUGAACUGGAUGCGUUGAAAACGGAGAAGCAUGGCGUAAAGCUGAUGGAGAGUCAACUGAAGCAGAAGGAAGAUGAAAUCAAACUGGAAAGAAACAGAAUAAAAGAAAUGAGGGAAACUCAGGAUCGAUUGCUGUCACAGAUGCGCAAGGCAUCGGAUGAAAACGCUGAUUUACGUGAAGAGCACAGACGUCUCAACUCGGAGAUAUACGGCAUGAAGAAAGUACUCAAGAAACUCAAAAAGUACAUCAGCGGCAAUCCUAGUCCCAGCGGAGACUCGGGAAUCUCUGGUGAGAAUAAAAACGAUAUCGCGGCGAAAUUGGCCAGUAUGCCGGCUGGUGAUGGCAUAACACGGGAUGCGAAUUACGUCAACAUCAAGGAGUUAAUAUCCCUGAGAGACAACGUUGUCCGCAUCAUUGACGAGUAUCGCAGUGAGCUGGAGCACAAGUAUCAGCAGCAGCUGGAGACCGAUCGCAAGAAGAUCAUUAGCCAGAUUGAUGGGAUUUACACGCGCAAACUGCAACAAGUCUUGCUCAAAAUGAAAACGACCACGCCACCCCAGGGAAUGGGAACGAAAUAAUGGCGACGCUGGUAUGUCGCUGGCAGUGACGUUGUUUCUCGAUUGGCCAGAUAUUGGCGUUUGAUGUCUUUUAUUGUUUCCAGUUUUUCUCAAAGAGGUUCAACUUUUAGAAAUCUCCUGUAUAUACGUCCGACAUUCUUAAUUCUUUAAAGUAUUCCUACAGUUGAAUCAGUUCCUAGGAAACAUUCCUGUUUUAUUAUGUUCAAAACUUCAGAUUUAACUCGUGCCUUUGAAACACAGACGGCAAUGAAAAUUCUCUUGCUCAACCUUCGUUACGAUUCGAGAAAAGGCA
Paramacrobiotus metropolitanus is the source of this 2893-nucleotide messenger RNA. Its product is annotated as repetitive organellar protein-like. Lineage: Eukaryota; Metazoa; Tardigrada; Eutardigrada; Parachela; Macrobiotidae. The record is from RefSeq and is a predicted model, not a curated record. The transcript has 9 exons. Bases 805 to 2601 code for a protein of 598 amino acids.